AUUCAGAGCCGACACAAAAUUAUCAGGAACGUAGGCUGGUGGGACGGAUGUAAACAACGAAAAAGAGAGCGGAUAAUUGAUAACAAACCAAGUGAGCGACGUAACCAGUAACUGUACGGAAAUUUUGCACUCCGACGUCGGCCGUUUUCAAUGUCAAACCUUGUCAGAAUAGCUCGACGCAUUAUUGUCAGCAGCCCAAAGCAAUUUCGAAGUAUGGCAAGUGAAUCCGUCGAGAACUGUCCCAGUAGUAAAAGGCCGAGCACCACCAUUGCUGUGGGCCAGAUGCGUUCCACCAAUGACAAAGCUGCAAACUUUUGCCAGGUCCAGGAACUGGUAGCCCAGGCCAAGUCGAAGAAUGUCAGCAUGCUCUUCCUGCCCGAAUGCUGCGACUUUGUAGGCGAAAAUCGCGCGCAGACCCUGGAGCUCUCCGAAACAUUGGAUGGUCAACUUAUGGCUCAGUACAGGGAGCUGGCCAAAUCGAACGAAAUAUGGCUUUCACUCGGCGGAAUACACGAGCGGAACUCGGAGGGAAAAAUAUACAAUGCUCAUGUGCUGGUCAAUGAGAAGGGGGAACUAGCUGCCGUAUACCGCAAACUGCAUCUGUUUGACGCAACCACCAAGGAGAUCACACUACGCGAGUCGAGUACUGUAUCCCCUGGGGAACGCCUAGAGAGGCCUGUGAAGACACCGGUCGGCAUGGUGGGACUACAAAUCUGUUACGACCUGCGAUUUGCAGAGACGUCAAUUCUGCUACGGAAGCUUGGCGCCCAGAUUCUCACCUACCCAGCAGCUUUUACUUAUGCCACAGGGAAAGCGCACUGGGAGAUCCUCCUGCGUGCUAGAGCUAUCGAGACGCAGUGCUUCGUAGUAGCCGCCGCGCAACAGGGAUGGCACAAUAAGAAGCGGCAAAGCUGGGGCCAAAGCAUAAUCGUUGAUCCCUGGGGCAGGGUCCUAGCUGAUUGUGGCACCGAAAAAGAACUGAACCUUGGUACCGCGGAAAUAAACCUUGCGACAUUGGAUUCUCUGUACCAGAGUAUGCCCUGCUUCGAGCACCGACGUAACGAAUUAUACAGCCUGACGGCAUACAAUAUCAAAAGCAAGGAGCCUACUGAAGAUCGGUUCUUUGCCAAGAAUAUAGUGGAUAAACGUACUAUAUUUUACGAGUCGGAAUUCUGCUUUGCUUUUACGAACCUUCGCUGCGUGGUGGACGGUCAUGUGCUGGUGUCUACCAAGCGAGUCACAUCUCGUCUAUGUGGUCUUGACUGCGCGGAAAUGGCUGAUCUGUUUGCCACUGUUUGCAUGGUGCAACGUAUGCUUGAAAAGAUUUAUCAAACCACAUCUGCCACUGUAACCGUCCAGGAUGGAGCUCAUGCCGGACAAACGGUGCCACACGUUCACUUCCAUGUCAUGCCUCGCAGAGAAGGAGACUUCUGCUUUAACGACCAAAUAUACAUAAAAUUGGAUGAGCGAGCAGAGGACAAACCGCCGCGAACAAUCCAGGAUAGGAUCGACGAGGCCCAGAGGUACCGCGCGUUUUUGGACUGCAGCUAGUCCCUCUUAAAAACUCUGCACGAUGUUUUGCAAUAAAUAGAAACCCAUUAACCCACA
This is a messenger RNA of Drosophila bipectinata, 1608 nucleotides long. It is a transcript of the gene NitFhit, whose product is annotated as NFT-1 protein. Gene Ontology annotation, molecular function: bis(5'-adenosyl)-triphosphatase activity; hydrolase activity, acting on carbon-nitrogen (but not peptide) bonds, in linear amides. NCBI's taxonomy places the organism in Eukaryota, Metazoa, Arthropoda, Insecta, Diptera, Drosophilidae. Gene Ontology annotation, biological process: nucleobase-containing compound metabolic process. The record is from RefSeq and is a predicted model, not a curated record.